This is a messenger RNA of Pleuronectes platessa (European plaice), 5939 nucleotides long. Its product is annotated as putative helicase mov-10-B.1. The transcript is spliced from 23 exons. Gene Ontology annotation, molecular function: 5'-3' RNA helicase activity; RNA binding. The record is from RefSeq and is a predicted model, not a curated record. Bases 357 to 3356 code for a protein of 999 amino acids. NCBI's taxonomy places the organism in Eukaryota, Metazoa, Chordata, Actinopteri, Pleuronectiformes, Pleuronectidae.
AGUCACAGAGUCAGACACACGCUCUCUCUCUCUCUCUCUCUCUCUCUGUCUCUCUCUCUCUCUCUCUCUGUCUCUCUCUCUCUCUCUCUCUGUCUCUCUCUCUCUCUCUCUCUCUCGCUCUCUGUCUCUCUCUCUCUCUCUCGCUCUCUCUCUCUCUCUCUCUCUCUCUCUCUCUCUCUCUCUCUCUCUCUCUCUCUCUCUCUCGCUCUCCUGAUGAUGAUAGCUCUCACCCCGCCCCCCCGGACUGUCCUGUCGAGCAGCUCCGCUCUUCCUACUCUGAGGAGAUCACCUGUCGAUCAGGAUCAUCUGUCAGCGCGCGACCUGCUCGUCGAUGCUCUGAUCGAUCACUGGUCGAUAUGAAGUUAAGUCAACUGGUUCAAGUGGGACUCGAGUUCUACGAGUUUCUCAACGAGACGAAUCGAUCAUCGAUCACAGAGAGAAACCGACUGAGCGAAGUUUACAACCGAGAGUUCCGGAGCAGGAUCCCAGGAUCCAAAGACCCGAGCUUCGGUUCACUUCUUUACGGCCUGAAAACCCACGGGAAAAUAACCGUGCGAAGAGGAACCAUCCGAUUCAACCCCAAGGUUCGAGCUCUUUACGUGGACCAGUGGUCCACAUCCAGGACUCAGCGGUCCCAGGCGGCCCAGGGCGGAGGGACCAGUCCCGGGACCCCUCCGACCUCCACCUCCCCAGAUGGAGCAGAGACAGGAGUCCGAGCCCGGAGGCAGAUGGCGUCUCGCCUGAUGACCAAGCUGAAGACAGAGAGGUCGAUGUUCAUCUCUGACAAACAUGGCGUCAGCAUCACCUCCGAGCAGCAGUUCAACCAGGGGAAGCUCAGCUUGUGUAUGGAAGGCACAUACGAGUACGAGGUCAAACUGAGUGUGAGGAACUCUGGAGCCGAGCCGGUGCUCUUCACCUACUACGCUCCGCUGCACUGGCUCAAGCACUUGGCCCUGACGGACGAGCACAAGGUGACCAGGAGGAACCCUCGGACCCUGGGACCAGGUGAAAGCUACGACAUCAGCGUUAGCUUCCGAUGCAGCUGGGUCGGUUUCUAUCCUGUGACUCUGGCCUUUGAGUUCAAACCCGACCUGGAGCCGACCUCCGCUGAGUUCUACAUCGUGCGCUUCAUCGAGGCCCGCUGCAUCACGGCCCUGGGCGUGGAGCUGGCGCCCAUCGCACCCUACAAGCCUCAGCCCCUCUGCACCUGGACCCCCGAGGUCCACUGCACCAUCGUGGACGGGCAGCGGCCUGAGGGGAUGUCGGUGCUGCAGCUGAAAAAUGAGGUUCCUUUAAAACAGUAUUGUAUUCCAGCGUAUGUGAACCAACUGAUCGAGUCCCUGAAGUCUGGUCAGCCGGGUCAAAGACAGACGCUGCUGGAGACUCCUCUCAGCUGGGAGGUCUACACCCAGAAGUUCCAGCUGCUGCUGUUUCUGGAGGAGCGUCAGAUGGAGUCGGACAUCAAGAGAUACAACAUCCCCAACAACGAGAGAGCAGAGCACGCCGUCAUGUCCAGAGACCCAGUCAACAAGAAGCUCCUCGUGCUGGACGUGCCGGGUGUGGCUGAGAACCGUCCCUCGGUUCUACGUGGAGACGUGCUGCUGGUUUGUCCCUCGGGGGAAUCGGGGGUGAAGUAUCGAGGCUACGUUCACAGUGUGGAGCUGAACAAAGUCAAACUGGGCUUCAGCUCCAAUUUGCUGAGUCGGUUCUUCGAGGGGAUGAGGUUCAGGGUGGAGUUCACGUUGAACCGGACCGGCCUGCGGGUCCAGCACCGAGCAGCAGAGCUGGCAGCUGAGCACGGCCUGGAGGAGCUGCUGUUCCCUGCUGCUCCGGCCCAGAGGCAGCCCGAGCUGCCUGACCUCAGAUUGUUUGACCGGAAUCUGGAGAAGAACCCACAACAGCUUGGAGCUGUCCAGCACAUCGUAGCUGGAUCGUCCAAGCCGGCCCCCUACCUGGUGUUCGGUCCACCGGGGACAGGUAAAACGGUGACUCUGGUGGAGGCCAUCAAGCAGAUCGAGAAGACUCAGGCCUCCUGCCACAUCCUGGCCUGCGCUCCCUCCAACAGCGCUGCUGACCUGCUGUGCAAGAAGAUCCUGGAUCACGUGGAUCAUUUCAAAGUGUACCGCAUGUACGCCAGCAGCCGGGACCCGAGAUGUGUUCCUGAAGAGCUGCAGACCUGCUCUAACCUGGUGGGCGACUGCUACGUCUUUCCUGCUAAAGAGGAGCUGAUGGAGUUCAGGGUCCUGGUCACCACCCUGGUGACAGCUGGGAGGCUGGUCACAGGAGGAAUCCCCCCCGGUCACUUCACUCACGUGUUCGUGGACGAGGCGGGACACGCCGUGGAGACCGAGUGUUUGAUCCCCUUGGCAGGGCUGCUCCGUGCACACACGGGUCAGGUGGUUCUGGCUGGAGACCCCAAGCAGCUCGGACCCAUCCUCAGAUCCCCGUUGGCUCUGAAACAUGGUUUGGGAGUUUCCCUGUUGCAGCGCAUGAUGACUCAGUUCUCUCUGUACCAGAAGGACGAGGGCGAGUGGGACCGCCGCUUUGUCACCAAGCUGUUGUGUAACUACAGGUCCCACCCGUCCAUCCUGGAGGUUCCCAACGAGCUCUUCUACGACUCGGAGCUGCUGUGCAGCGCAGACGAGGUCCUACGCAACUCCUACUGCAACUGGGAACACCUCCCUAAGAAGGGUUUCCCGGUGAUCUUCCACGGUGUCACUGGUGUUGACGAGCGCGAGGCCAGCAGCCCGUCGUUCUUCAACAGGGCCGAGGUGGAGCAGCUGGUGGAGUACGUGAAGAAGCUGCUGCAGAACCAAGGCAAGAAGGGCCUGGCCACCAUCUCCCCUCGAGACAUAGGCAUCAUCGCCCCCUACAGGAAGCAGGUGCAGAAAAUCCGUCAGGCUCUGAAUAAAGUUGAGAAAAACUUUAAAUUUAUGAACAUGGAUAAACUGAAGGUGGGCUCGGUGGAGGAGUUCCAGGGGCAGGAGAGGAGGGUCAUCUUGGUGUCCACAGUUCGCAGCAGCUCCAGUUACACAGACUUCGACAAACAGUUCAACUUGGGCUUCGUCAAGAAUGAGAAGAGAUUCAACGUGGCCAUAACUCGAGCCAAAGCCCUGCUGAUCGUGUUGGGAAACCCCAGAGUGCUGAACACAGAUCCCACCUGGGCUCACUUCAUCAAGUUCUGCAGCGACAGCGGAGGAUACGACGGCGUCGCUCUCUCCGGCGUCCUCGCAGAGGAAGAGGAGGAAGUAGUGUCGAGACUCGCUGCUCUCUACAUCCGAAUGGAGGGCCAAGAGGAGACGGAGGAGAGUGUGGUCCAGCAGCACCUGGACCCCGAGUGGAGGAGCGACCUGUGAUCAUCAUCACGUGACGGCUUUGAUCUUCUUCUUCAGGUUCAUCAAAGCAUUUUCUACGUUUGUACUUAAACUCAACAGAAACGACUCAGCAGCAACUUUGAAAGAAUCUAGAAAUUUUAUUGUCACAACAAGUUGAUAAUAAUUUGUGUCUUUGAUCUCAUUCAAACGGAGAAAAGACAAGUGAUGAAUUCACUCACAAAUAAAUAAUAUCAAACAAUACGAAACAUACAAAUAAUAUCUGAGCCCUUAAAGCUUCAGUGUGUAAGAUUCAGGUGAACACACAGAAGUUUGAUAAAAUACAUGCAAAGGAAAAAUAAUACCCAAUUUAAUACAUUUAAAAUGAAAAUAUAUACGUGACUAAUUAUUUAAAAUUAAACCUGAAGUCACGUUUCGAGUUCUAUAAUCGUGGUAAUUAGUAAUAAAUAUGAAAAAUAAGUAAUGAGCCACUUCAGGAUCUGAACUCGUUCAGAGUUUCUACAACUGACUUGAUGAAAUCUGCCUCGUCAUCGUUCUUUGAACUUUUCUCCGUCUUCUCUGCUGUUUCAUAGUUUCUAUUGAUUCAGUGAAACAUCUGUUCUGCAGCAUCACAUCUGGAUUUUGAAUAAUAUGUGAAUCAUUAUUUGUUCUGGAAACAGCUGAUUUGACUUAUUUUAACCGAAUGAAAAUGUUCCUGUUCUCUUCUUAAAAUGGUUCUGAUGAUUUUUGGUUUGCUGAUUUUAAUAAUAACUGGAAAAGAAUGUGAAGGAAUCACUGGUGCGUUGUUUGUUUUUGACUCAUGAGGCUUUAAUCAGAGUUUAUAUCAACUAUCACGCCCCCUGCUGGUCACUGCUGGUUGAGGCACCACAGGAGGUCUGAACUGAAAUCGAUUUCAAUCAGAAUCAGAAUCAGAAAGUAUUUAUUGCCAAGUAGGUUUAUACCUACCAGGAGUUAGCUCUGGUUAUUGGUGCAUACAAUGAACAUAGAAACAUAAAAACACAAUAAAUACAACACACAGAAGAAAAGCAAUAAAAAAAAAAACUGUAUAUAUUUACUCACUAUUUACUUCUUAUUUACUCACUUUUUCUAAUAUUUAUACAAAGUAACAUUUAUUUAGACAUAAACAUAUCUAAAUAAAAAUAUAUAAAAGAUAAAAGAUGUAAAAAGUGAAGUAAAAGGUGAAAUGGAAAAUGCAAAACAUUGAACAGAGUCAAAUUGCAAUAUGCAAUGUAGUGCAGUAUAAUAUAAUAUAAUAUAAUGUGUUAAUUUAACACAUCCUUGAGGUGUGGGGGCGGAAUGAAAGUCAGAGUCAGGGGGGGGGUCCCGGGCCUUGUUGAUGAGGCCGGCUGCAGCCGGGAAGAAGCUGGUCUUGUGGAGGUUCUGGUUCUGAUGGACCGCAGCCUCCUGCCCGAGGGGAGAACCUCAAAGAGUUUGUGACCCGGGUGGGAGGGAUUCAUGAUUUAUUAUUUGUUAGAAAAAAAAAGAACGAAUGAAGACAGAACAGAUCCAGAUUAAUUUCAAUCGUAAGUUCACUCAGCACAUGAGAGAAAACCAUUAAAUCCAUAUUUAACAGAUAUGACAAAUGACAGACAAGGUUUUGCCAGAGAAAAGUUUGAUUUGACACGUAAAUAUUUAUCAAAACUUUUCAUGAUUGAAACUAUUUACAACUUCCAUUGCGUUUAUCAAAUGUGUGAUUUAGAUCAUAUGGAUCGAACAUCACGAACCAGUUGUGUAGCUGUUCUUGGUUGUGAGAUAUGGGGGGGUCUCAGGUGUGUGUGUGUGUGGGGGGGGCUUUCACACACUAGUACUCUGAAUGAUACUGGGUGGGGGGGGGGGGGUAAUUGUCACUGGGUAUUUCUCACACUGGUUGUUCUCAACUAAAACUUCAAAUAUUUUAUCAAAUAUCAAAUAUAAGUAGAUCAGACCUCUAAUUCAUAUCCCUCUGCAGUUCCACUGCUGCUCCACAUGAGGGCGAUAACACACAGAGCAACACAAACUGUUCAUCAGGAACAAAUCAAUCAGCAUUUGAAAAAACCGUCAUGUAAAUUUGAAUCUAAACAAUCGUGUAUAUAAUUAUAUCAUAAUAAUGUAGAAUCUAAAAAAUGUGGAACUUAAAGUUGUUGAUACUUUAUUCAAAAUGUUACGAUAAGUGUUCUGGAAACUAAAAGACACGAAGAAGAAUCCACACUUUAAUCUACGAAAAUAUAUAUUUUUCGUAUUUCAUUAUUAUAUUUAUUUAUUCAUUUAUUUCACAUAUUUAUUACAUUUAUGCUUUAUUAUAAAAAUGAUUAAUGUAUAAAAGAAACGUAAAAAUAAAAUACAGAAAUAAAUAAGUUUGGGGAAAAGGUGAAAAAAGCACAUGGAAAAUUAUACAUGAAUAGAUUUGACCAUAAAAGAGAAAAAAGGUAAAAUUAAAUGGUAAAAGUAGAUAAAUUUUGUGAUCGAGAUAAAUAAAAAUUGAAAUAUGAUGUAUAUAUAUGUAUAUACAUUCAUGUGUUAAAUAUUAACAAUGUCUAUUUUAAUAUUUUCUUUCAUGUGAUUAAUUUCUAUUAUCUUUAUUUUGACUCUGGUCAGUUUCAUCAUAAUAAACUUCUAUUUUCUAAUAAG